GCGGUGCUCACCUCAACACGAACACUUCAUACUUCCGAGCAUCUUAGUCCGGUUUUAGUGCCUCAAAUCACCCAUCACCCGGAGCCGUACAGACCCGGAUUCUGCACCAGGGCUAUCAUAAGGUCCGUCGUCCAGUAUGAGUAAAUUGUACAUUGGAAAUUUAAGCAGCGACGUCGAUGACUCCGUUCUGGGGAGCCUGUUUGAAGAACAUGGCGUGGUCACUACAAGCGUAAUCGUGCCGAGAAACGAGAACGGAUCGAUCAGAGGGUAUGCCUUUGCCGAUUGUGACAGUCAGGGAAAUGCCCAAAAGGCCAUUGACAAGCUAAACGGAUACAACUUGCAGGGCCAAGUUAUUGUUGUGGAAUAUUCAACAAGCAAGAAAGCACAAGGAGGCGGUCAAAGCAGAAACAGAGUCAAAGGAAUUAUUAUAAAAAACUUACCUCUCAAAGCAACAGAAACUGAUGCGGAAAGAUUACUUUCAACACUUGGUGGCCGAGUGGUGAGGUGUGAAGUAGUGGCAGUAUCGACUACUGGUAAGACAUUAAAAGCUAGUUUUGACAGUCCUGACCAUGCACAGGAAGCAGUCAAUAAAUUAAAUGGAGAAGACUACUUAGGAGUUGAACUUUCUGUAUCAUACGACACAAACAACAAUAGUACAGGAAACAGAUAUGAGGGCAGAUAUGAGGGGGGUGGCGGUGGAGGCGGCGGUGGAGGCGGUGGCGGCAAUCAGUAUGGACCACGUGGUGAUCGUAAUAAAAUGUCACCGCGAAAUGAAUCUGCCUCAGGGUCCCGUCUUUACUUGUAUCCUUCCAUAGAUCUGCCUGUUAGACUACUUGUACCAAGCAGUAUGGUAGGUGCUAUUAUUGGAAAGAAAGGUGCCAAUAUCCGUCUAAUUACACAACAAACAAAAGCCAAGGUUGACAUUCUUCGAUCCAAGGAAAAUGCUUCAGCCUUGGAGAAGGCCAUCAAUAUCUACGGUACUCCUCUUCAAUGUUCCAAUACCGUGGAGCAGAUAAUGGAAACCAUGGUUAAAGAAAAUGAAUCUGCAAACCCAAGCAUUGAGAUACCGCUGAAAUUACUGGCUCAUAACUCCUUAGUGGGACGUCUCAUUGGCAAAGGUGGAACAACACUAAACAAGAUUAUGGAAGAGUCCAACACAAAAGUUUCCAUUUCCAAUCUACAAGAGCUUACUAUUUAUAAUAUGGAACGUACCAUUACGAUAAAGGGAUCGCUCAAUGAUGAGUGCAAGGCAGAAGAGAUGGUCAGUGAAAAACUAAGAGAUAGUUUUCGAGCUGACAUGGCCAGUUUAACACAACAGUACAAUCUUUUCCCGGGGCUAAACCAUGCCUCAGUCUUCUCAGGUCUUGGCAACUCACCCGGGGCUAUAUUCAAUGUGGCAAUGCAUAACUCAGCUGUGUUGUACGCCAUCUUUGGCCCUGCAGCAUAUACUGUUAAUACACAUCAUCUUCUCCAACCACCAUCGGAAAUAACAUACCUGUUCAUACCAAUCAGUGCUGUGGGUGCCAUAAUUGGUGUCAAAGGUCAAGAAAUCCGGGAAAUCAGCCAGAAAUCCAGUGCCAAAGUCAGGGUUGAGCCACCAAGAAGUGAAGAUGAUGAAGAAAGGGCGGUAUACAUUGAAGGCUAUCCUGAUGCUCAGUGGAUAGCGCAGUGGUUUAUUUACCACAAGAUACUUACUGAUGUAUGUAGUGGCAAAGGUGAAGUCCGUCUCAUUUCUGAAAUAAUGGUUCCAGCUAAUAUGGUUGGAAGAAUCAUCGGUAAACGAGGAAGUGCAAUCCAGGACCUGGAGCUGUUGACUGGUGCUGAGAUUGAUGUACCCAAAAACAUAAAACCUAAUGACAAAAAUGAAGUGGUUGUACGAAUUAAAGGUCACUUCUUUGCCAGUCAGUCUGCCCAAAGACAGAUUCGUUUCAUGCUUUACACUGCCAAGGCUAUGAUGCAGUACAACCAACGUGGAGGCGCCGGCGGUGCUGGCGGUGGUGGUAUGAUGUCGGGCAUUAUGGGAGAACGACCAGAACGCCCGGAUCGUGAGAGAGGCGACCGUAAUCGAGGAGACAGGCGCCAACAGAACGGAACCGGGGAUUAGUAACGUAACAAGACAGUGACUGUGUGGAUAUUGUUUUUACAACGUGAAAUGCCAGUAUCAUUACCUCUUUCUCCAUCUUUCAUUCUACCAAAGACAUUAGACGAUUACCUCGUAGAUUUUGUAGGAUGUCUGUAGAAACUUGUGAUCAUAUUUGUUUUGAAUUCUUCAGCUAGUAUCUGUUGAUUGCCACCUGUCAUUUUAAGUGGAAUGUGUUUUAGCAGGCAACCGGUCUGUUCGGCAUCAAAUUGUCAGAAAUGUAUGCGGUUUUAAGGGGUUUUUAAUGCAAGGAAACUGCCAGAAGCAAAAUUCAAGAAAGCAUAAAAUUGAAACAAAAAAAAAAUGAAAAAUUAAAAAAAAAAAGAUGAAAAAAACAAAAAUAAAAAAAAAACGUAAAAUUGAAAAAAACAAAAAAAAAAGUUAACGGCCAUUAUUUUUUGAAGAGAAAGAGUAUAUUUAUGGCCAGAAAUUCUAUUUACAUACUUUAUUUUUAUGUUUUAUAAGAACAUUCAAAAAAAAAGUAGUACUAAAAAAAAAACAGAGCAGGGAGAUAUUCAUUUUGAAUAUCAUCAGUUUUUGUGUAGGUUGCUCUCCGUCGCACAAAAUAAUGAUGUUCCAAAAUGCUUUUUUUUUUUAUUUCAAGCCUGAGACCACAUGAUAAUCCACAAAACCAAAGAUAUUUUGGGUUCAUUGUGUUACCUCAGAGUCAACGGCUUGUACCUGUAAUUCUUGUCUAUCAGUUGGAAAAACAAACAAAACAACAUAUAAUGCUUCUUGAACAUGAUGCCUCGCAGGGUAAAAUUCACUACAACUUGAACCGAACUGAAACAACAUCAUUUUAACAUAAAACCUGUGACAAAUAUAGAAUUGGAAAGACUUCUCAGACCUGGAAGAAAACUAGCUUAAUAUAAAUGUGAUUCAUAAAUAAACUGUGAGUUCAUUUUAGUCGUAGAUUCUAUUCCCAUUUUAUGAUCAUUUCCUUUCUCAAUGUAUUAUGUUGUAAACCACUUUAUUACUGAAAAAAAUAGUAGAAAAUUAUUCAUGGAGAACUUUUCAAAAUGGCUGCCGAAGUAAACUGUUUUUAUUUUCAGUGUCUAAGACCACUUUGCAUUGACAAGGAUUUUGAUUACCGUACUGCUUUCGUGCUGGUGAAGCUCUCAGAAAUUGAAAAAAAAAAAAAAUAAUUAUAAAAACAUUAAAUUCUCAGUAUUCUAAUUACAGAAACAUAUAUUACUUAGUAGCAGUGAAAUUCGCAAACGGGCAUUUUUAUUUUCUUCUUUCAAUGUUGUAGUUUUUCAUCAGAAUUUUGUUGUGCAUCUACUCACCAAUUAUUAAUCCAAUUUUUGAAUGUUCUUGACAAGUAAAACUUAGUUGUAUCAUUGAAAUUAUACAAAAUGUUGAAAUAAGCAUUGAUACGUAUGUAUCGUUGAUCGUCUUUUGUUAUUUAGUAAAUGGUAGUUAAUUGAACUUGUAUGUGGCAACACCAACUUGCACGUCUAAUGUUCGAUUUUUUUUCUCAAACCCUCAAUAUGGAAAAAAAAAAUUUUUUCAGUAUUCAAAUCGGGAGAAAUUUCUGAGAACCAAGCUACACAAAGCAGCAAAUAAUAUAAAAAGAAAUAUUUGAAAGGACACUGCCAUGCCAGGCUGAUGUAACUUGACACUCAGGUAUAAGUUGUGCAAUGAUCGUAAUUCAUUGAUGAAAAAAAAUAUGCAUUGUGGUCAACAAGGAAAGCCAAAUCGUUCUCAAUGUACUCUUAUUCUGAAUAUUGUUUUUUUUAGAAAUUCAAAAUAACCACACGUAUCUAUUAUUAGAUAUUAUCAUGACAUCAUUUACCAUUUAUUACACAACCCAUCCCGUCUUUACCUCCUAACAAUUGUAUUUAAUAUUUUGUGUUCAUCUAUUACGUUAUAUUUAAAUGUAAUGACAACCUCAGUCAUUACCCUUUUGUAAAUCAGGUAUCCAGUUAGCAUGCAUGUCUAUCAAAAAUUAAAUAAUCCAUAAAACAUACAAGACAAAAAAAAAUGUAACUAAUAAGCACAUUUCUGAUUUAUCAAAUCUAUUACUAUGUAUAUUCUCAUUGAUCGUGUUAAAUGGCGUCUUGCCACAAUAUCUUACUCCAAUUCACAACACUGCCCUCGCAGGUCAGCAUUCAAUUUUCCAUCAGUCCAUUUAUUGAAGAUAAUGAACAGUUUACAUGGAGUUUCCAUCGUUUUAAUUUCGGGUCAGUGUUUGUAUAUGUUGGGAAAGACAGGAGAUGCUUACAUUUAUGUACAGUUCCACCAAUCUUAUAUGAACCCAUGCCGUUUUUGUUUAUGAUUUUCUGACAACACUCCACAGAUGCCUGCUGGUGAAGCGUUUGCACUGGCCUCUCGUUAGCGGUAUAGUUUUGCUGUCGAACGUUGCAGCAAGCUGACCACUUUGGCUCAAAUAAAUAACCUGAAUCUUCAGCUUGUGUAUAUAUAUAUGCUGCUUACUGUAUCAUAGAGGAAUAUUUGCUGUAUAUUUGUAAUGCUACCUGGGAUUUUGUUCUAAAAAAAACGACUUGACAGUUUGGAGAGGUUAGUGUAAGACGCAACAUGACACGUUCACUACGGCUCUACUGAUUCAUCCAGUUACUGUGUAAUUGUAAGACAUUCAUUACGAUGCUGACUGCAGGCAGGUCUUUCAGCCCGUUUGCAUUGUUGUUUUUUUUCUGUUUUCUACUAUGGAAUUAAAUUAUUAUUCUAGUAGU
Messenger RNA from Saccoglossus kowalevskii, 4833 nucleotides. RefSeq names its product insulin-like growth factor 2 mRNA-binding protein 1. NCBI's taxonomy places the organism in Eukaryota, Metazoa, Hemichordata, Enteropneusta, Harrimaniidae. Gene Ontology annotation, molecular function: RNA binding. The record is from RefSeq and is a predicted model, not a curated record.